This is a messenger RNA of Leptonychotes weddellii (Weddell seal), 3691 nucleotides long. The record is from RefSeq and is a predicted model, not a curated record. NCBI's taxonomy places the organism in Eukaryota, Metazoa, Chordata, Mammalia, Carnivora, Phocidae.
GGCCCGGGCUGACCCUGUCGUCCAAGUGACCACACUGUGGGGCACGGACUCUGAGAGGGAGCGGGGGCCCAGCCCUGAGAGCAGUGGUAGGCAUCAUCGUGAGCCAGCCCUGCGCUUGGGACGUGGACUUUUGUCACCGGCAGUGCCCACCACAGCUCUGGGAGGCCAGGCACACAUGAGAUGCACAUCACAGGAGGGAAGGCAGGAGAGGGCGGUCUUGUGCCUGGAGCCGCACAGCAAGCAGAGGCGGUGGGUCUGGCCAGCUUCCCGUGCUUCCCCCAGCCUGCCUCGUGACCUCUGGGACUCGGGGGCCCAAGUUCAUUAGUGACCCUGAGACAGGGGCCCCGGCCUCCCUUCCCACCCCCACACCAUGUGGGCUGGCCUCUUGAGGGAGGACAGCUGCAGGAGGCUCAGGCAGCCCCAACAGGGGACGACGCACUCACGGGAUCUGUAAGGGCUCUGAGGGCAGGCCACGCGAUGGUUGUGUGGCUCAGCACGCGGCGACUGGAACGAGGCAGAGCGAAUGCCUCUGUGCACCAGUGCCCGGUGGACACUUAGCCUGGCUGUUCUGUGCCGUCACCAGGAGAGUGGGCGCAAGGAUAUGGGAGCAGCAGAGUGUCCCGGGGGAGAGCAUUCUGUCAGUGCUGCUCUGAAGUUGGAAGGGGCAUCCGGGCUUCACAUCACCCACCCUGGGCAGCCGUCCUUGUGAGUUUUCAGCCACGGCCACGUGUGGCUCCUGUGUCGUACAGGAAUUGGGCCAGGAUCCCAGAGCCAAGCCUGCUCCCGCAGCUGAAGCUCUGCUCACCUGUCAGGACAGAAUUUCCACACCCCUGUGUCCAGAGCAGGCACGGGGUGGCCUUGUCCUGUUUUCACCUCCUCCGGCUCCCCGGAAGCCUGAUCUCUGCUGACAUCAACUAGUGAUAUUGAACAGGGCUGUUUAUGCACAAAGGGGGCCUCGCCUGCCGGGCCUGUGGGUACCACAGUGUGCUGCCCAUGGAAGCGGUCCUCUGUGAGCCCCAACCAGGCUGUGUUCUCGGUCCAGAGGGAGGAGUGGGUGCGUGCUCCAUUGGCUCCCCUGUGCUGUUUUGGGGUUCUUUCCUAGGCGAGCCCCAGGGCGCUGUCUCAUCAGCUCCAGGUUGGGGUAUCGGAGAUACCCCAGCUCGAGGGACUUCCUAACCUGCCCAUCUUACAGGCGCAGGCAGAUGGGCCCGGGGUCCUUAAACAGCGGUGCACGCCGGGGCUCCAUCCUGCUGGGAGGAGAGGCAGGGAGGGCAUCCUGGCCGGCGAGGCAAGGGCUAUGCUGCCUCAGGGCGGUCCCAUCUCGGGGGUGCUCCCCUCCUAUAAAACAGGGCAGUGAGGUGCUGCGGCCCAGAAGCCCCAUCCUGCAGCUAGGGAAACUAAGGCUAAGAGAGGCUCUAGGCCAGGAGAGAUAGGGAAACAGGAUUAGAACCCAGAGUUGGCUGACUCGUGGUCCUGAGUCCAUGCUGCGUGCAGAGGGCAUCGGGCUCACAAAUUCCUGUAGGUCCCCAGCUUCAGGGGUGGUGUUGGGGUUCCACCCAACAUUUUAGGGCUGGGAGUCCAAGCACAGCCUGGGAAGCCCACCAGCAGGUCCCCUCCGGCCUCUGAGGGCCUUAUGAGUCCCAUGAUCCCCACUGUCAGGGGCCUGUGCCUGAGGGGGAGGGCUACAAGCCAAUUAGUGGCAACUGGUCACUCUUGGCCCCAGUGGCUCCUGCUCUGGGUGGGACCUGCUCAGUGAUGGGGUCUGGGGAAGGUUGCACUUCUGGGGGGACAGAGCAGCCUCAUUCUUGCACUGGGGGGCCUGUGGGAGCCUCCCAGCUUGUGUGGGCAUGUUCCAGAAGCUGGGAAUACUCAGAAAGGGCAGGGGAGGAGGGUGUGGAAGCUGGAACCCUGCCAUCCUGUCCACCCACUCACACUCAGCCUGGGGCAGAGGCAGAGUGGCUCUGGCUGAGGCCCAGCCCGGCUCCUCUCUGUGGUGAGUUGGGCCUGGGUCUGCCGUUCCGUCCUCACGGACAGGGAGCCAGCCCUGCUUUGGGGGAGCCUGGACCCCGGAUGCCAGCCUGAGCUGGAGGCGGGGCAGGGGCAAGAGCCUGGCCUCCGUCUGAGUCACCCUGGGCCGAGUGCUCUCAGGGCCCCCCCAGGUCCUAGUGUUCCUGCUCAGUUGGUCCUGGGGUGUCCUCUGACGGGCUCAUUGGGAAAAGACCAGAGUCAGGUCUACACUUUCUGGGUCCCAGAUAGACACAUCGUUCCAAGAGCGGGGGUACUUCCCCGUCAUCCCGGGCGCUGUGCUGAGCCAGGGUGCCCCCAGCUGCAUAGGAGCUGGUCUGUGCUGCAGACCUGCCAGCCCUGGGGGGGUAGGCAGUACCAGAAUCUGUGAGCUGAUUUCAGGGGACCCCCAGCCUCCUACUAGAGCUGGGGAGACUCUGUCUCAGGCGGCAUCCCCGCAAGAGUGGAAGAUAUGCAUGGCUGGGCCGCAAGGAAGCCAGUGGUUGGGGUUUGGUUUGGGGUGGGAGUCCAGACCAGGGCUGGGAGUCGGGGGGUCGGACAAGGCUUCCCUUGCCGUCUGUAACCUCUGGGCACUUGGGCGCCUUGCCCGCUGUGAGUUGUGGGCUGCCAUCUGCGGUGGUUGUGUGGGGUAAAUGAGAGGCAGGGGAUGGUCACACUGAGCCCCCUCCCGUUCUCGGGGUCAUGUGCCACCAGGCCUGCCCAGCUGAUUCCUUGGUCACCUUGCGUCUUUCAGAACAUGACUCAUCCCAGAGCACCCCCAAGGAAGCGGGACCUAUCGUGGCCUUCGGGAGGCAUUCCAGGACCGCAGAGCCCAGGACUCACGCCUUCUUCCUGCCUCCUCGUUCUGCAGGUGACCCCUGCAACUCUGCCUCCCUCAGCCGGAGGUCCCUGCCCCAGCACGGCUGCGUCUGAGCUGCUCUUCUCCAAGAACACCAUACCCACCGAGCCUGGCCGGCCUUGGAGGACUGGGAAGCCAGAACACCUCUGUUGUCACCUUGCGGAAGAGAAAGGAGUCUGGAUGGAAGAGGAGCGCUCAGCCCAGUCCCGCUCGGCACCACAAGGACUCGCCUGUCCCUGGGGCUCUUCGCCCGGUGCACCUGCUGCCCUUGGGCUCACCUUGCCUCAAGGGCCCUUUGGGGCCAGCAGUCCUGGAGGCAGCCCCUUCUCUCUGCCCAGCCGGGAACCAGCCUCGAAUGCAGCCCUAAUGCACCCAGGCCACCUGUCAUCCACCCGAGAUGCCGCAAGGCGGAAAGCAGGAUGUUCUAACCUCCGCCCUGCCACCUGUCGGCCGUGUGACCCUGCGAAGGCGAUGUUACCUCUCCGCGCCCUGGUGUGCUCACGUCUAAGAUGGGUUGACCGUAGCACUCGCCUCAGGGGCCCCCAGGAAGGCGGUGGCCGUGGUGACGCUGAUCCAGGCUGACUGUGCCCUCGGGCACGGAGUGCAGAGCCCUCCAGGGCCUCCAGCUCUGCCCCAGCUGCCCUCCCCAGGGGAGCCAGCUUCCUUGUCUGAAAGGAAGAACAGCAUCCUGGGGCCUCUCCCGAGGGGGGGACAGCUCAGGUCACCCUGCACGGCAAGACCAGACUGACCAGAGCCCAUGGGGAGGGCGUCCCCGCCUGUCCAGUGGGUGGAGGGAGCAGGUGUCUUGGGGCAGCGGAGAGGGGGAGG